This is a messenger RNA of Cottoperca gobio, 3720 nucleotides long. RefSeq names its product BRMS1 like transcriptional repressor a (gene brms1la). The coding region runs from base 352 to 1140 and encodes 262 amino acids. The transcript has 9 exons. NCBI's taxonomy places the organism in Eukaryota, Metazoa, Chordata, Actinopteri, Perciformes, Bovichtidae. The record is from RefSeq and is a predicted model, not a curated record.
ACUAGUUCUGCUCGAACUCCACCUCAAGCUAGAAGCUACAGUGCUGAUGGGUAACGUAGUUUACAGCUGGUUGUUCGACCUUUAGUGGUGUCAACAUCAGCGGUACAGAAAACUACAGCUCCCUUCACAAAUAAGAGCGCCCUACGAAGAUUUGUUUUUAGCUUAGCUUAGACACGCGAGUAAAAUUGUAACCGAGCGGGGGCAAAUAAGUUCAAGCUUAUUUUGCUUGUCUUUAAACAUUCUCGCAAACGUCUUGUACCUCCACAUCUUCUGUUAUCUGUAAAACUGCCAAAAGAGCCUGACAUGGUCUCUCUCCAUCUUACACAACCAGUUUGGAGUUGACUUGCUGCCAUGCCGGUGCACCGUGACAGGGAGAAGAAGGAGAGCACAGCAGAGGAGAUGGAGGUGGAGGAGCAGGAGCAAGAGGCGUCCAGCUCGGAGGAGGAGGAUUCUGACACCUCCUCUGUCUCUGAGGAUGGAGACAGCUCUGAAAUGGAUGAGGAGGACUGUGAGCGGAGGAGGGUGGAGUGUCUGGAUGAAAUGUCCAACCUGGAGAAGCAGUUCACAGAUCUCAAAGACCAGCUGUAUCAUGAGCGUCUCAGUCAGGUAAACAGCAAGCUCACAGAGGUGGAGGCUGGCCGGGCAGCCGAGUAUCUGGAGCCUCUGGCUGUGCUGCUGGAGAACAUGCAGGUCCGCACCAAGGUGGCAGGCAUCUACAGGGAGCUGUGUCUGGAGUCUGUAAGGAACAAAUACGAGUGUGAAAUCCAGGCAGCAUGCCAGCACUGGGAGAGUGAGAAGCUGCUGUUGUUGGACACAGUACAGAGUGAACUGGAGGAAAAAAUUCGAAGACUGGAGGAAGACAGACACAGCAUAGAUAUUACAUCAGAGUUGUGGAAUGACGAGUUAUCAGGAAGGAAGAAGAGGAGAGAUGCUUUAAGUCCAGAUAAGAAGAAGAGACGACCUUCUGUGGUGUCUGGCCCAUAUAUUGUUUACAUGCUACCUGACCUGGACAUCCUGGAGGACUGGACAGCCAUCAGAAAGGCCGUGGCUACACUGGGACCCCACAGAGGAAAGGCCGAAUCUGACAGCCCAGUGUUCCCAUUUAGGCAAGACAGAAACAGGCCCAUUCUCAACUGCUGAGGAACACACACACACACACCUACACAAAACACACACAUACAGUCACAUAUUACAAAGCGCACUCUAACACAAGAGGACUGCGAAAACAUACAAAAUACUUACACAAUACAUGCAAACAUUAAAAGGAAAGUUCAGACACAGGCAGUAGUACCAACAGGAAGCUAAGUAAUGUACUGAUAUGGACGGAAGCAACAAAACGUAUUUUAGACACUUAAAAAAAGUUUACGUGUAUGCUAUAUAUAGAAUAUUUUCACUGCUCUGCCUUGCUGUCAGACAGCUGUCUAUGUUCUCUUCAAAGCCACCAGGCUCCAUUGACAAAAACAGUCAUUUUACCUUGCGGAACAUGAAAGUUGCUGGUCCACCGCCAGGUUAGUUCGGAUUUCCCAAAGUCACACAAUAACACAAACUAACUAACUGAAUGAGGCAGCCUUAGACCAGCAACUCCCGUGAUUUGCGAGAUAAAAUGAGAUAAAAAAAAAUUCAUUGGAGUCUGGUGGCUUCGAAUAUGUAGCAUAGACAUUUCUCUGAAUCUUCCCACAAUCCACUACACCCCUCAGCUGACCGUGAUGCACACACAAUAAGGACUUGGGUUUGAAUCCCUUUUUUAAGGACAACAGGAAUAGAAGUAUUAUUUCCACUGACUUGUUAGUUACCAGUACUUUAGUUCACAAUCGGGCUUUAAAUGAAAGAGACUGAAGCCACUGAAACUCUUUCCACUAUUCAUUACAUUUCAUUUCCUUUGAAGUUAUCUUAGAAAUGGCCCAGAUUUGUGAUGUUUUCAAGGUGUGUUCACAAAGCGUACAUGAGUGGGAAUGUGACGGACAUCAAGCUUUGUGUUUGGCUUUAUUUGCGGUAGUGCCAGUUUUCCUUCCAGCUGAACUUUUAAGUUUUUGUACAACCUAGCAAACGCUUGGUAAACAAGGUCAUGUAAGGGCUUGUUUUUUUGGGGUUUUACAACUAGCAAGCUCCGUUAUCCGACAUGAACACCAUUUACCUAACGCACCACAAGUCACAUGGUGAGUUUUCCCAGUUGUUUGCACCACUGUAUUCACCAGAAGAGCCAUUGCGAACAUUAACAUUCAAACUUUUAUUUGGGGAUACUGAAGCUUUUAGAAUAUAUUCUAAACCGGGGAGAUACAAUCCUUACACACUCAGUGACGAGAGCAAGGAGAAGGUUUCGUUUCACAGGCUCCACAUUGUGUGUAAUUGUAAGAGUUUUUUAUUUUUAACCUAAAGGGUUAUUGACGAAGCUUCAAAUGCAUUAUGGGGAAAUGUUUCUAUACGAACCUGGUUGAUUGUGCCAUGAAAUAGUUUACUUUUUUUUUCCAAACCUGUUUUUAUGUGUAUCAGUCUUAAUGUCUUGUAUAAGACUGAUGAUUAUGUUUUGUUGUGGUGUUUUGAAUUGUUAAGUGGUGAUCAUAUGAAACUUUGUACAGUUUUGCAUCCAGCACCCCACAGUGCCUACUUUUGAAGUUCAUUUCAUUGUCGAGUUCUUUUGUUUAUGUUUGUGCGUCUUGCAUUUUUAAGAGUUACAGUUUGGUUGCAGUGAUUGAGAACAAUGAGUGAUAGCCGUAAUUAAAAUGCGAGAUUAGGCAAAAGAUAUUUCAAAAUCGUGUGUGCAUACGAGACCGAGGCAGACUUAGUAAUUACAUUCAGAAAGGAAUAAUGCUUAGAAUUUCCAUAAACAUCUUAAUAUAAUCUACAUUCAAGGAGGGACUACAUUUCUACUGGACUUUGACAUUUUAGGCUUGGACUUUGUGUCGAUUAUAUGACUUUGGUUAGUUCGGAUUCACCAAAGUUCCACAGUAACGCAAACUAACCAUCGAGGCAGCGGAAGACGAGGAGCUCCCGUGUCCUGUGAGGUGAAACGACUGUUUUCGUCAGCAGAGUCUGGUGGCUUUGAAGAGAGCAGAGAUAACGGCUUCAGUACCUCGUCAUUAAAGGCAACAUAAAGCAGCGCAUAUAUUCUAAAUGGAGCUUACACUUAAACUGAUAUUACCACCAAUCACUGCAUAUGCAAACCUGUGUCAAAAAAUGCAAUGAGUCAUGGUGACAAUAUUAACAGAAUACAUUUCUAACUGAGACAAUGUAAUACAACAUGAAAAGUUAAAAUACCAAGGUAUCCCUAUAAAGUUGUUAUUCUAUGCAUCUACCUCCUACGAUCUACCUUUGUCUGUCGCCCACUCUUUAAAGUUAAAUCCAUGUGUGCAUCCUUUUUGACCAUCCUGACGAGUGGAUUCAGUGUUUUAGGAUUUAUAUGGCUGCAGAUGUGUUUAGUAUUUACAUUUUUUAAAGCCUACUGUGAUGAUGACUAAUUGUCCACACAGGAAAGGAACUAAAUCAUGUCCUUCCAGUCGCACUCUGCCAUUGAGACUUCAUAAGAUACAACCCACUGUUUAUAAAGGAGGAUGAAUCAAACUGCCAUUUAUUAAUAUUGAUUUCAUAAACAGGUUUUUGAAGAUUGAGGUGGUGGGGAUGUUAAAUAUUCAAAUCCGUAUUUUUUUACUUUUAAGUUAAAUUCUGUGUCAGUUACAUUUGUGUUGAUGUGGAUUUUACAAUUAAAAGUUGUUUUAUAAGUAC